GCUUAGGGCGGAGCAGCAACAUGGCGGCCCCCGGAGCUGGUGACCCUCUGGAUGCUAAGAGUGGAAAUGCCCCAUUCGCUCAGCGCAUUGACCCAUCGCGGGAGAAAUUGACCCCUGCGCAGCUGCAGUUUAUGCGCCAGGUACAACUAGCCCAGUGGCAGAAAACCCUGCCACAGCGGCGGACCCGGAACAUCGUGACCGGCCUGGGCAUCGGAGCCCUGGUGUUAGCUAUUUAUGGUUACACCUUCUACUCAGUGGCCCAGGAGCGUUUCCUUGAUGAGCUGGAAGAUGAAGCCAAAGCUGCCCGAGCCCGCGCUCUUGAGAGAGAGCGAGCAUCAGGACCCUAACUGUACGGACCAUCUUCAAACUGCUGGAGCCCCCCGUACAUGUUGAAUGAUGCCUGGUGGUCUCACAGCAUCACUGGCAUAGUAACUUCGGACUAUGAUUGAACCCAAGAAGCCACAGACUAUGUAUUUGGCUACUGCCAAGGGGAGAUUGCUCACAUCACAUGCAGUUUGUACAUUUACUCAACCCCUUUUUAUUUCCUUGUUUGAGAGGUAUGCGCGACCUUGCCUUUCCCCAAACUCUGUGGUUUACCUCUUCACCUCCCAGGGGCCCAAUGUUAAGGGGGAGGGUGUGGCCUAACUGCAGAGUUGGAACCUAAAGUGGGAAAGAUAGGGUCAAGUAAAGAGUAAUAAAAUGAGUCAUCUCUCCCAU
Molecule: messenger RNA, 717 nt
Organism: Rattus norvegicus (Norway rat)
Lineage: Eukaryota; Metazoa; Chordata; Mammalia; Rodentia; Muridae
Gene: Coa3
Product: cytochrome C oxidase assembly factor 3
Exons: 2
Coding region: 21-347 (108 amino acids)
Biological process (GO): positive regulation of mitochondrial translation; protein folding; mitochondrial respiratory chain complex IV assembly
Cellular component (GO): mitochondrion; mitochondrial inner membrane; mitochondrial membrane
Molecular function (GO): protein folding chaperone
Source: RefSeq, marked provisional